AUGGUGGAACCUCAGAUGCGAAGUGGUAGAAGGUUUAGAAAGCGUGGUGAGAAAAUAUUACACAGUAAAUAUAUUGUGAUCUGUGUUAUAUUUUUAACUAUUUCUGACUGUGCUCUGGUCAUAGGUGAACUUAUUCUUGAUCUUUACUCAGUUAAAAUUUCACUACAAGAGUCUGUGGGGAGAUCUAAUCGUUUUUUAAAUGGAUUAAAAUUGCGAUAUCCAGAUCAGUUCCAGGAGGACAGGAUGUUGAAUAUAGACUAUGUGAUGGAUCGGAUAUUAUCCGUUGAAAUAAACUGGGAUAACGUCGUUGAUUUUGGACGGCAAAAUUUAACGAAUAAUCUCUAUAGCAACUUUUUACCCAAUCAUACACGCCAUAAACGUUCGUCUCAGGAUUCAGUGGAGUAUUUGGUCCAUGAUCAGGAUGUGAAUGAAAAUGGAUCGUUGUUUAAACCUAUAUAUAAACACUCGGAGGAGGUUGGACACUCACGAGAGGAAUAUAUAGCUCAUUGUUUACAUUAUGCUAGUUUAUCUGUCCUGUCUAUUCUUCUUUUAGAGGUUGUGAAACCAGAAGUAGAAGCCAGACAUCAGAAAUGA
Molecule: messenger RNA, 594 nt
Organism: Lottia gigantea (owl limpet)
Lineage: Eukaryota; Metazoa; Mollusca; Gastropoda; Lottiidae
Exons: 4
Coding region: 1-594 (197 amino acids)
Source: RefSeq, a predicted model, not a curated record